Molecule: messenger RNA, 4816 nt
Organism: Physeter macrocephalus (sperm whale)
Lineage: Eukaryota; Metazoa; Chordata; Mammalia; Artiodactyla; Physeteridae
Product: cAMP-specific 3',5'-cyclic phosphodiesterase 4A
Exons: 14
Coding region: 2617-4755 (712 amino acids)
Biological process (GO): signal transduction
Cellular component (GO): nucleus; cytosol; perinuclear region of cytoplasm
Molecular function (GO): 3',5'-cyclic-AMP phosphodiesterase activity
Source: RefSeq, a predicted model, not a curated record
CGGAGCACAGGCUCCGGACGCACAGGCUCAGCGGCCAUGGCUCACGGGCCCAGCCGCUCCGCGGCAUGUGGGAUCCUCCCGGACCGGGGCACGAACCCGUGUUCCCUGCAUCGGCAGGCGGACUCUCAACCACUGCGCCACCAGGGAAGCCCUAAAACGUUUUUUGAAGUUUGUUUUUAAAAGAAGUUGGAAUUUUUGACUAUUUAAAAUUUCUGGUUUCUUUCUUAAAAUUGGAACAUCUGGUUGGUCAGGGUCCCCAACUCCACUCUGCUUUUUAUGUUGCCCGCCUGACCCCUGGAAACAUUUGCUCUAAUGGGAGGAAUGUGCUCUGAUGGGGGUCAAGUCAGCAGAGGGCAGCAGUUAACAUUGUGGUCUGAGGAAUCACAAGACUUGGGUUUGAAUUCUGACCUCACCAUGACCUUGCUGUGUGACGCAGAGCCAAUCAUUCUCCUCUCUGAACCUUAGUUUCUUCAUCUGUAAAAUGGAGGCAAUGAAGUCCUUCCCCAUUCCCUCACCCCAGGACUGGCCCGGAAAAAAGGCUCAAUAUAUGGAAGUUGAUAUCACUGUCCUGGCCUAGGAGAUUUCAGAUUUAUUUCUUGGCAGAGGGAACAUUCAAAUAAAAUCUUAGGCUGAUAUUCAGUAGUAGGACCAGAAAGUGUGGGGGGGGUUCUAUUUCUUCCCCCUACCCCCUUGUACCCACCAGAGCAUUGCCUGAAGUCGGCUGACCAGUCUACUAACCCCCUCACUUUAAGAGUAACAGACCAGAGAAGGCAGUGACCUUCUUGAAGUCACACAGCAUGUCACAGGCACACAGCUCCCCACUCUCAUCCUCAAAUCUUCAUACUGAUUGCCUUGCUGACUUCACUCCCCAAGUGGCAUAUAUGGGGCUGAUAGACUUAUAGUUGCCAGUGUUUUCUGAGCUCUUUGUUAGGCACCAUUCUGAGCGUUUUGCCUGUGUUAACACUGGUCACCCGGAUGACCUGAGGCAGAUGGUGGCUGUCCCCAUUUUGUAGAUGAGGAAACUGAAAUUCCAUCUUUCCCUCAAGUUACACAGCCGGGAAGUGGCACAGCCAGCUUUUCGCUGACUCAUCCUGAGGGUCUGUCUUGCCAGUGCCACCAGGCUGUGUCCUGUCUCUAUGUCAUCUGUCUGUAUUUCUGCUCAAGCCACACCAGUUUCCUUGCUGGUCCUCCAACAAAAACCAAAUCCUGCCACCGGGCCUUUGCACUUGCUGUUUCCUCACCCUGGAGUACUUUCUCCUACCUCCUGACCUGUGGCCUACACCUUCUCAUCUUUCAGGCCCUGCUCCUGAAAGAUAUCCUGGAGAUAUCACUUCCUCAGAGAGGCCUGUCUCAACCAUAUCAGCUAAAAUCACCUCUCCAGUCACCCACCUCGUUUUAAUUCUCUGCAUGGCAGUCCGUAUAUUCAUUCAUUCACUCAUACAUUGAUUCAUGCGAUAGACAUCUAUUGGAAAUCUGCUGCGUGCCAGGCCAUGUUCUUGGCCUAAAAUAUACAGUAGUGAACAAAGCAGACAAAAGUCCUUGCCCUGCAGAGCUUAGUUCUAGAAGGGAAGGCAAACAGUGAAGAGUAAAAUAUAGAAUGUGUCAGGUAAGUAGUAUUUAUUUUAAGGAAGAGAAAUGUGAAAUAUAAGGGCAGGGGUUGACAUUUUAGAUGGGUUGGUCAGGAGAGGCCUUCCUGAGGAGGCGACAUUUGAGAAGGGGCCUGAAGGAGGUGAAGGAGGAGCUAAUGGAGAUCUGGGCAAGGGAUCUUACAAAGGCCCUGAGGCAGGAAUCUAUCUGGAAUGUUAAGGAACAGUAAGGCGGCCAUUAUGGCUGGAGCAGAGUAGUGAGGGGUAGACUGGGAGGUCGUGGGGCAGGGUCUGUGGGCACAGCAAGGACUUUGGCUUUUGUUUUGAGUGAGCUGGGAGCCAUAGAAGGUUCUGAGCAGAGGAGCAAUGUGACCUGACUCAGGUGUUUACAGGCGCCCUCUGGCCACUGUAGGAGAGCAGACUGAGGGGCAAAGUCAGGAGCUGGGGACCAGGGCAGAGGCGAAUGUACUGGUCCAGGCAAGUGAUAAGGUGGGGCUGGCCGAGGAAGGGGUGCAAAGCGAACAGAUUCUGAACAAAUUUGGUUGAUUUGAGGUGCAAAGGAAAAAACAGAGCCAAGGAAGACUCCAUGACUUUUGGGGUGUGCGUUGCUGCUAGGUUAACCUGUUGAUAGUCUAGCCCUCCUCGUGUCAUCUCUGUGAGGGCAGAUCAUGGUCUGUCUUGGUCCCUGCUGUGUCUCCAGCUCCUGCAACAGGACCUGUCCCACAAAGGCGCUCAGUCACUGAUCUCUGUCAUUUCCUGUCUCCCAUCUCUUUUGGGGUGCCUGUCUCUCUGCCAGGAAUUUCCUUGGUCCCCUUAUUACUCUUGACCCACCCCCCCAAUGCCAUCUCAGCCCCCCUGACCCCUCUUCCUGCCCGCCCCUUGCAGCUUGGAGGCAGAGAAUGGGCCGACGCCAUCGCCAGGCCGCAGCCCCCUGGACUCGCAGGCGAGCCCGGGACUCGUGCUACACGCUGGGGCGGCCACCAGCCAGCGCCGAGAAUCCUUUCUUUACCGCUCAGACAGCGACUAUGACAUGUCACCCAAGACCAUGUCCCGGAACUCGUCGGUCACCAGCGAGGCGCAUGCAGAGGACCUCAUCGUGACACCGUUCGCCCAGGUGCUGGCCAGUCUCCGGAGCGUUCGCAGCAACUUCUCCCUCCUGACCAAUGUGCCCAUUCCUAGCAACAAGCGGUCCCCACUGGGUGGCCCAACCCCCGUCUGCAAGGCCACGCUAUCAGAAGAGACAUGUCAGCAGUUGGCCCGGGAGACGCUGGAGGAGCUCGACUGGUGUCUGGAGCAACUGGAGACCAUGCAGACCUACCGCUCUGUCAGCGAGAUGGCGUCCCACAAGUUCAAGAGGAUGCUAAACCGUGAACUCACACACCUGUCAGAGAUGAGCAGGUCAGGAAACCAGGUAUCUGAGUACAUCUCCACCACAUUCCUAGACAAGCAGAAUGAAGUGGAGAUCCCAUCACCCGCAAUGAAGGAUCGAGAAAAACAGCAAGUGCCACGGCAGAGACCUUCCCAGCAGCCUCCGCCCCCUGGGCCACAGUUCCAGCCCAUGUCUCAGAUCACCGGGGUGAAGAAGCUGAUGCAUAGCAGCCUGAACGAUUCCAGCAUCCCCCGCUUUGGGGUGAAGACCGAUCAAGAGGAACUCCUGGCCCAAGAAUUGGAAAAUCUGAACAAGUGGGGCCUGAACAUCUUUUGCGUGUCGGAUUAUGCCGGGGGCCGUUCCCUCAGCUGCAUCAUGUACACGAUAUUCCAGGAGCGGGACCUGCUGAAGAAGUUCCGCAUCCCGGUGGACACGAUGGUGACAUACAUGCUGACCCUGGAGGACCACUACCACCCCGAUGUGGCCUACCACAACAGCCUGCACGCGGCUGACGUGCUGCAGUCCACCCACGUGCUGCUGGCCACACCUGCGCUGGAUGCCGUAUUCACGGACCUGGAGAUUCUCGCCGCCCUCUUCGCAGCUUCCAUCCAUGAUGUGGACCACCCUGGGGUCUCCAACCAGUUCCUCAUCAACACCAAUUCUGAACUGGCGCUCAUGUACAAUGACGAGUCGGUGCUGGAGAAUCACCACCUGGCCGUGGGCUUCAAGCUGCUGCAGGAAGACAACUGCGACAUUUUCCAGAACCUCAGCAAGCGCCAGCGGCAAAGCCUGCGCAAGAUGGUCAUCGACAUGGUGCUGGCCACGGACAUGUCCAAGCACAUGACCCUCCUGGCUGACCUGAAGACCAUGGUGGAGACCAAGAAAGUGACCAGCUCGGGGGUCCUCUUGCUGGAUAACUAUGCCGACCGCAUCCAGGUCCUACGGAACAUGGUGCACUGUGCAGAUCUCAGCAACCCCACCAAGCCGCUGGAGCUGUACCGCCAGUGGACCGACCGCAUCAUGGCCGAGUUCUUCCAGCAGGGCGACCGUGAACGCGAGCGUGGCAUGGAGAUCAGCCCCAUGUGCGACAAGCACACGGCCUCGGUGGAGAAGUCUCAGGUGGGUUUCAUCGACUACAUCGUACACCCGCUGUGGGAGACGUGGGCCGACUUGGUUCACCCAGAUGCCCAAGAGAUCCUGGACACUUUGGAGGACAACCGGGACUGGUACUACAGUGCCAUUCGGCAGAGCCCAUCGCCACCACCCGAGGAGGAGCCCGGGGGACCAGGCCACCCCCCUCCACCGGAUAAGUUCCAGUUUGAGCUGACGCUGGAGGAGGAAGAAGAGGAGGAGGUGUCCACUGCCCCAGGUGCAACUGAAGUGGAGGAAUUGUCCACCGCCCAGGAUAUGUUCCCAGCUGAGGACCCGUUGGAGGUCGAUGGCCAGGACCAGUCUACGGAGGUGGAGGUAGAGGAAAUGUACUUGACACAGCAAGCAGACUCAGCAGAUAGUGUGGCUAAGGGUCAGGACGUGUCCACGCCCCCAGAUGCAUCUGUAGGCUGCAGCAGCCCCCCUGCCCUGUCUCCUGAGAGCCUCUCUCUGCCUGUCUUGAGGACCCCGCCCCCUCCAGAGGAGGACCCGGGCCUUCUGGGCCUCCCCUCCACGGCGGCCGAGGUGGGGGCCCAAAAAGAGGAUCAGGCUGCCAAAAGGGCGUGCUGCGCCUGCACAGGAACAUCGGGCGAGGAUCCAUCCACACUCCCAGCUCCUGGAGGGUGGGGGUCAGCUGGAGGCCCUACCUGAGCCUCGGCCUCUACACCUCGUUGGCCUCCCUGCCUCCCGCCGCCACCAUCACCCCCCCACC